Molecule: messenger RNA, 2286 nt
Organism: Penicillium longicatenatum
Lineage: Eukaryota; Fungi; Ascomycota; Eurotiomycetes; Eurotiales; Aspergillaceae
Exons: 4
Coding region: 1-2286 (761 amino acids)
Source: RefSeq, a predicted model, not a curated record
AUGGCGCGACGGUACGAAAUCGAUGAGCUACUAUGGCUGCGCCAAUCCCCUCUUGUCACAAAACCUCCUGGUCUACCUCCUAUCGAAGAAUGGAUGCCUCAACCUGACCCCACCGCCCAGCGCAAACAACAAAACGCUCGAGAUCCUAACAACGCGAAUGACACAUCCACGACUACCAACCGACGACCGAGCUUUUUUGAACCUCGUCAUAUCGCCCGAGGCUCCAAUUCAGGUGCGCUUGUGCCCACUGAAGAUAUCAUUCUUGGACCCCCGAAGACUGCCUUUGCAUCAUCGCGCAUCGGUGGUAAAGGAUCUUUCGAUCUGACAGAUCGAUCCGCGCGAGUAGCCGAGCCAGAUGAGAAGAACGAUCGAUUCAAUUUCCGAGAUCGAUUCUUCAAGGAGAAGGAUGCUCCGGAGAGAGAUUUAGACCGCCGCGAUGGGAAGGCGGGUCUGAACGGCCGGCGCGGGGACAAGGAGGACUGGAAUGCUGGUCGCCCACGUCGCACCUUUGGCCCCGAGGAACCAGAUCGCAAACCACGCCGGAACGGAGAGUUCGAUCGGUGGGAAAAUCGUGACAAUGCGCGAGAAGUCAACACUGAACGGCCCUCAAACAAAGACUCCCGCUUCGUGAAGAAAGAAGGAACGCCGGGAAGAACCAAAUACGAUGGAAACUGGUUCCGUGAUGAGCAAGCCCAUGAUGGUGCUGAGGCUGAAGACGAUAAAACACCACUUCGCAACCGAGAAUGGCGUCGUGAUCGCCACGGUGCGGACCGCGAUUGGAACCGAGGUGGCAAGAUGGAACAGGAGCCCGAAUGGUUGGACAGCAAUGACCGAGAUGAGCCACGACGGGCACACACACAGGAAGAGUUUGAGCGCUGGAAGGUGGCCAUGAAGGCUGGCUCUGGCGCUGCUCAGAAACCCACUGCCCACGAAGAGAAGAAAGAGGCACCUGUGGAAUCCCAUACACCUCAACAACCCGAGACUCGCCGCACUGACGGUGAGAUUUUCAGUCAAUCUGGCGCCCAGCUCAUAGGCGAUAACUCAAUGGAGCGAUUCUUUGGUAUGUUGAGUGACUCCAAGCCCGCAUCCCAGGAGAUUAGCCCACCAGCUCCGGUAGAACCGGCCCCGAAGCAUGAAAUCCCUAGCGGGAAGCCUGGGAAGUCAUCUAGGUUUGCCGGGUUAUUUAGCCCUCCUCCAGACAGUCCUUCCAGAGGCCCCGAACCGCAGGCUGUUCCUCAGCCUCAAUCUGGAGGCACACCCGUCAGUGCUCACAGCGACGCCGACCAGGAAGGUUUCCAGCGCAUUCUCCAGAUGCUAGGUGGGGGUGGGGGUCGAUCCAACAACGGUACUCCCAACCAAGUCGAUUCAUCGCAUCAAUCGCGAUCUUUGUCAAUGAUGCCAGGAGAGCAGCCCCGUGGCGCCAUGAAUAUGUCAUCUCCGGCGCUCUCGCGUCAUGAAUUCACCAGCCCUCCACAGGAGAGUCCAAUGGCACAAUUUGCUGGUAAAGAUCACCAAUCUCGUGACAGGGAGAACCUGCUCCGCCUGAUGCAGCAAGUUCGGAUCGGUCCCCCAUCUGCUGGACAUUUGCCUCAGUCCCCGAAUGCCGAAAUGAUGCCACGCCCUCCGCCUGGGUUGAGUGCCCAGAAAACACCCACUUUCUUGGAUGAUCCGGCAAUUGCCAACAUGCAGCGGCCGGAUAGUGAUCAAAUGCGCCGCCGGGUGGCCAACGGACCUCCAAUGGGAUACUUUGAUGAUGGACAUUACCCACAAAGCACUCAGAACCAAGGCCCCAUGACUCCUGGAGGCUCUCGACAUCCUCAGGGCCCCCAGCCCCCGAUUAUUCAGCGACCCCCAGGUCUUGAACACAUGCCACCUUCCGGAUGGACCGGUCAACCUCCCCCUCAGCAAGGCAAUGGACCUAUGGGUCCCCCGCCUGGAAUCCCUACUCCUAACCGCGGCAUGAACCCCAAUUUCCCCCCUGGAAUGAUGCCCAUGCCUGGCAACCAACCUCCCAUCAAUGAGCGACAGGGCUUCCCUCGCGGUCUUCCUCCUGGCAUGAUGCCCCCGCCUGGAUACAUGGGUGGGCCCCCACCGCCCGGAUUCCUUCCCAUGCCACCCAACCCGGAGGUUAUGAUGGGACUUGGCCCUGGACAGGGCCCGUUUGGUCCCGGAAACCCGGGUCCCCAGGGACCUCCUCCGUCAUCUCGUCACUUGCUUGAGAUGUUUGGUCAGCCCAACGGCGGAGACAUCCGAAGUGGCAUGGUUGGUCCAGGUCCUUUCCGGUAA